Messenger RNA from Penicillium robsamsonii, 2496 nucleotides. RefSeq names its product Zn(II)2Cys6 transcription factor. NCBI's taxonomy places the organism in Eukaryota, Fungi, Ascomycota, Eurotiomycetes, Eurotiales, Aspergillaceae. The coding region runs from base 1 to 2496 and encodes 831 amino acids. Gene Ontology annotation, biological process: DNA-templated transcription; regulation of DNA-templated transcription. The transcript has 3 exons. Gene Ontology annotation, molecular function: zinc ion binding; DNA-binding transcription factor activity, RNA polymerase II-specific; DNA binding. The record is from RefSeq and is a predicted model, not a curated record.
AUGGAUAAUGAUCCUACUUUCGAGGAAUACAGUUGGUUACCUUCGGUAAAUACUGUACCUCAGCAUCCAUAUCCCACGCCUAUCCCAUUCUCCCCAACCCAACCCCCCCAAGGCUUCCAGUAUAUGCCUGCACCGUCAGCCUAUGGAUCAGGGACUACCGCGCCGAAGGUAGCUAUCCCUCGUCUAGCUGGAUCUGACACGUUACAUGGGCGUCGACGGUCAGCGCGGGCCUGUGAGCCCUGUCGCCAGCGAAAGAUCAAAUGCGAUGGUAUCCGGCCGUCGUGCGGACAGUGUGUUUAUCACAAUCACACCUGCUCCUACGAGGACGUCAAACGAGUGCGUGACCAGAAACGACUAGGCUCCUUAGUCAAGCGAGUGGAUACAUACGAAGCCCUUCUUCGAGACUUAGAAGCCGAGGCGGACCCCCUCACAGCCCGGAAGAUCAAAAAAGCAUUGAAGCCCAAAAUUGGGAAAUCCUCUAGAAAUAAUGUCGACGACUCCGAUGAUUCUUCGACUUCCAUGGGUUCACUCGAUGCUAUCGACCAGGUUGACGAAGAUCUGGAUCGGAACGAGGAUACCCGUGCUGUGGGAUUCUUUGGCAAGAAUUCAGAGGUCAAUUGGAUUCGCAAGCUAGAGAGCGGCGUAGGUAUCAAGAGUCCGCAGAAACAUCUAUCGAAUCCUUUCCAUGUGGAGAGCCACCAUGAUCCAGUGUCUAUUCAGCAGCGGCAGAAGUCAUUGGAAAGGCAGAUUCCCACGUCUAUGAUGGAUUAUCAUCUUGACAGCUUGGAUAUCCCAUUGAUUGAGCCAUGCGACCCAUUAGCUCUGCCUACGCGGGAAUUAGCAGACCGAUACCUCGACGCCUAUCUGAUCAACGUUCAUCCGACAUUCAGCGCAGUUCGGAGGAUGACUUUUAUUUCCCAGUAUCAGCAAUUCUUCAACAACGGAUCGACGCCACCCCGGAAAUGGCUGGCCAUUCUGAACAUGAUCUUUGCCAUUGGUUGUCGAUACUGUCGACUUAUAGAGGACCCCCAAAGCGCCGGCGAGGAAGACUUGAUAUACCUGACUCGGGCGCGCCAUCUCAGCCUGCAUAGCAAUGUGCUAUUCGAGCACACCGAUCUCCAACAGAUCCAACUCGAACUCCUUGUCGCAGUUUACUUGCUUUGUCUGGGCCAGGUCAACCGAGCAUCCAAAUUCUCCAACAUGGCUCUCCGGUCAGCUCUAUCCCUCGGCAUCAAUCUUCGCCUAACAGACGACCGCACCAAACAUGCCGCCAAAGAAACCCGCGGCCGCCUCUGGUGGUCCAUCUACUCCCUCGAACACCUCCUAGCUUCAAUGACCGGCCGCGCCUCCUGCGUCGGCGAAGGCCUUUGCUCUAUCCCCACACCUCUUCCCUACGAAGAGGAAGCCUUCGACCAACCCGACGCCAAACGCCUCCUCCAAGACCCCGCCCUCCGCGAAGCCCGACUCCGCGCCACCCUCUUCGAAUCCCCCAGCCAAUACCACUCUCCCUCAUGGGUGACCACCUGCCCACCCUGUCCAUCUCUCUUCUUCAACUUCCUCGUCGACCUAAAUCUCAUAACCCAAGCCCUCAUGAACAAAGUCUACAGCAUCGAAGGCCUCCGGAAAGGCCCCAGUCAAGUAGAACACCAAGUCCAAAAAUUCGCCCUCCAAAUGGACCGCUGGCUCUCAAAACUUCCCUCCUUCUAUCAAUUCACCGUUCCAGAUGCAAGCCCCUGGCAUCUAAGUCACCACCAACUAGACAACCAUUCCGCACCUUUCAUCCGCGAACGGGUCUGUCUAGCAAUGCACUACUACUCCUCCCGCAUCAUCCUCUGCAGACCAUGUCUAAGUCACAUCCACCAAACCCCCCGCCACGCCUCCCAAACCGGUGAAAAUACCGCGCGCGGGAAACUUCGCACCGAAAUGGCAACACACUGUCUACAAGCUUCUUGCACACUCAUCUCCAUCCUGCCAGAGGAUCCGAAUAUAGCAUGGCUGGCCCGCACCGCGCCCUGGUGGAGCAUCCUUCAUUUCGUCAUGCAGGCGACGACUGCUCUAUUACUGGGUUUAUCCCACUGUUCUGGUGCGCACGCAUCCAGCAGCCCUGAUCGCCCGAAUCCACUCCCCAGCCCGACUACACCGUCGCAGGCGGGGACUUACCCCCUACUACUAGAGACGGAUCUGAGUACGGCUAUUGGGGCUGCGAGGAAGGCGCUUGCGUGGCUUCAUACUACUGCUUUUGUAGACCCGGCGGCGCGUAGGGCGUUUCUGCUUUGUGAUGGAAUUGUCAGGAAGAUUGCGCCUGGAUUAGGAAUUGAUUUGAGUGAAUGGCCCGAUGGAAGUUCUUUUGAGGGGAUGGAUAAGAGGGAGAGGGGGUCUAGUGGGAAUUGGAAUUGGAAUUGGAAUGGGGAUAGUAGUGGAAGCAAUGCACAUGAUAGUGGGAGUGGGAUGGAGGCGUUUGAGGAGUUGGUUGAUUUUGAAGGUGGUGUUUUCUAG